AAGCAGCGGUGGCAGGAACCGCAGUCAGUCAGAGCUGUGAAUACUGAGCAGGCUACAGCAGAAACCUCUGCCUUGGAGUUUAACUUUCAGAAAACACAGCAUACGAUUCUAAUCCUAAAAAACUUUGCAUCACUCUUCAGAAUUUUUGUGGAUUUUCUUGUUGUUUGAUGUGGAUUUAAGAUGGAGAAUUAAGAUGGUGAGAAAGAAAAAACUACUGGUGUUUGAAAUUUGUGGAAGCAUGAUGUGGGAUGGAUAAACAACGACCAAACUCUGCUAUGGCCUCUAAUGACCCUGAGCUUUCAGAACCCUCUGGUGACCCUCAACCUGGUGACCUCAUUGAAAUCUUCAGACCAGCCUAUCAGCACUGGGCUCUCUACCUGGGAGAUGGUUACAUUAUCAACUUAACUCCUGUCGAUGAGAGUCAGGCAGCAGCCAUGUCCAGCGUCAAGUCUGUAUUUAGCAGGAAGGCUGUGGUGCGCAUGCAGCUGCUGAAGGAGGUGGUUGGAAACGAUUCGUAUCGAGUCAACAACAAGUACGAUGACAACCACACGCCUCUGCCUGUCUACGAGAUCAUCCAGCGAGCUCAAGUCCUCAUCGACCAGGAGGUGUCCUAUGACCUGCUUGGGAGCAACUGUGAACACUUUGUCACCCUACUGCGCUACGGGGAGGGGGUUUCGGAGCAGGCUUCAAGGGCCAUUGGGGCCAUCAGUCUGGUGACGGCAGCAGCCAGUGCCUUCUCUGUCCUGGGACUGAUCAACACACGGUCCAGGAAUAGGCCUUUUUAAAAAUUUGAUCUACACUAUAGGCUGCUGUUCCCUAAUGCUCAUGCAACUCAAAUUAAAGAAUA
Molecule: messenger RNA, 847 nt
Organism: Cyprinodon tularosa
Lineage: Eukaryota; Metazoa; Chordata; Actinopteri; Cyprinodontiformes; Cyprinodontidae
Gene: plaat1
Product: phospholipase A and acyltransferase 1
Exons: 5
Coding region: 249-785 (178 amino acids)
Biological process (GO): N-acylphosphatidylethanolamine metabolic process
Cellular component (GO): cytoplasm
Molecular function (GO): glycerophospholipid phospholipase A1 activity; A2-type glycerophospholipase activity
Source: RefSeq, a predicted model, not a curated record